Messenger RNA from Brettanomyces bruxellensis, 2829 nucleotides. RefSeq lists its product as uncharacterized. The transcript has 2 exons. The coding region runs from base 1 to 2829 and encodes 942 amino acids. Lineage: Eukaryota; Fungi; Ascomycota; Pichiomycetes; Pichiales; Pichiaceae. The record is from RefSeq and is a predicted model, not a curated record. Gene Ontology annotation, cellular component: MBF transcription complex; SBF transcription complex. Gene Ontology annotation, molecular function: transcription regulator activity; DNA binding; protein binding.
AUGUCUGAUAUAUACAUUGCAACAUAUUCACAAAUUGAUGUUUUUGAAAGUGUAUUUAAUGGUAUUCCGUUGAUGCGAAGAUGUGACGAUGACUGGGUUAAUGCUACACAAAUAUUGAAGAUUGCAGGUUACGGCAAAGCACAAAGAACGCGAAUACUUGAAAAAGAGGUUCACCAGCAUGAGCAUCGAAAAAUACAAGGAGGUUUUGGCCGUUUUCAGGGAACGUGGAUACCCCUGAAUUUAGCGAAAGAGCUUGCUGAUUCGCAUCAUCUCACAAGAGAGCAUGUGAAUGUAUUGUAUUAUAACCCGAAAACCGAUGGUCCGGUCCCCAGAAAGCAGACUUCUAAAUCGAGGACUCGCAAACAUAAGAAUGUCAGCUCAUCCUAUCCUGCAACUAAAAAACGUAAGAAUGAGGAUAAGCCUAGGAAGAGAGGGAGGAAGUCCAAGAAGGAAAGUUCGGUAUCUGAAAAGCCUCCUGAACAAUCAGAAUCUCUGGCCGUUACAAGAAUGCCGCCAACCUUUGGUAUGUUUGAGAAGCACCAAUCUAAGGCAAAAUCAAACUGUGUGAGCCGGCAGGAGGUUCCUGUUCAAACGAAUGGUAUUCUACACUCACAGCAGCAAUCGCAACAAAAUAAUUCAACGAUGAAUACCAAUGUUGGUUAUUACCCGGAUGGGAGACUUGUAAAUCGGCCCGUUAUCCAGCAGCAACAGUCAAUUCAACAAGUGGUACCUUCCGGUUUUGGAUUGCCUUCACGUGGUCAGGGUUUCCAACCAUAUGGCCAACCAUACUCAGAUGAUCAGCAAUCGUUCAUGGCACAGCAAAAUUCACAGUUUAUGCAAAGGUAUCCGCCAACUUAUCAGGAUACCACGCAGGGCAGUUUGAAGUGUCCGAGACCUGAUUCAUCAAACUCUAUAGACCAGGAUAUAAAAAGCAGUAGGCCACCUUUCUGCCAAGAUAUUGUUCAGCAAGAUUACUUUGUUGGUACUCAGCAACUUCCAACACCACAAUCUCAGCCUCAGCCAACCCAAAGAUUUGAUAAUAAUGUUACCCAAGAAGAGGAUGGCUUUGACUAUUAUACUGAGAGGUUGCUAACAUUUUUCAGCAAUGAAAAUGAGCCUGUUCCCGAUUUCCUUUUGAAUCCCCCAGACGACUUCGAUGUGAAUAAACCAAUAGAUAAUGAAGGUCACACGCCGCUUCACUGGGCAUCGGCAUUGGCACUGCCAGACAUUGUGGAAUUGCUUAUUUCUAAAGGAUCAAAUCCUCUUCUCUUAAGUAAUGCGGGGAUGAACAGUUUGUCCAAAUUGAUCCAUUUCACCAAUGCCUAUGACACCAAAAAUUUCUAUGAGCUCCUCAUGCUUUUAAGACAAUGCCUUAUUGUGCCUGAUGCAAAGGGUAGAACGCCACUACAUUAUCUUGUAGAAUUAAGCAUAGACCCGGAAAAAUAUGAUUGCGUGAGGUACUAUUUUGACAAUAUUGUGACUUUUGUGAAAGGGCAGCAACAAGAAGUUGAUAAAAUCUCUGAUGCUAACAUGCCUCGGAAAAAUUUGUUAAGUAUUCUGAUCAAUCAUAAAGAUAAUAAUGGUGAUACUGCACUAAUGAUCACGCUGAAAAUUGGAUCUUAUGACUUCUCAAGAUGGUUAAUUGAGCAAGGGGGAAUCUUUGAUGCCCAAGACUAUUCUAGAAUUCCUCCUGAUUUAUUAAAACUGAUGAAAUUGCAUUCAAGCAACCAGGCAUUUACUGCUCAGAAUGGUACCCGGACUUUCACUGGUAACGUUUCUGAGCAAAAUGGUGCCACUAUAAUUCAAAAGCCUGUUCCCAAUUCCAAUGACACAAAUAAUGCUACUUUAUCUGUUUCGCAUGAUUCAGAAAACAAGGAGAAUAUUUAUGAAAGUAAUAACACCACAAUUAGAAACACGAAAAUGGACGGCUCCUUGGCAAUCCCCUCGAGUAGUGGUGUUUCUCAAUCAGUGGUCUCUAAAGCGGAAGAAUCAAAUAAUAAUACAGAAUUCAGUACGUCCACACCAUCACGGAAACGGGAUAGCUCUAUAUUAAAAUAUAAUGAUGGUGGUGCAAAAGAAAAUGUUGCCGCAUGUUCCAAGACAGUUCCUUCUUUGAUUACAAUGGUUGGUGAACUCAUUUCUGAGGAAAUCAAAAGUAAAAAUGAAGAGAUGAAACAUAAUUUGAACACCUUGACUGAUCUGGAUAAAGAGGUUAAUUCUGUGGCUGAAAAAUCUUCACAACUUAUUAAAAAUAGUUUUAAUCGUAUUGAGGAAUCAAAGUUUAACAUGCUUUUAAACAGUACGGAUAGAACUGACCAUGUCAAACUUAAUAAGGUUUUAAAGGGCAAGUUAAUGGUUUUCAAGAAAAUUCUUGUUACAAAAAGGGGACAGUUAUAUAAUGGCUACGAAAGAACGCAGGCGUUGGAAGUGGCCAAAUCGGUCAAUGAUGAAGAAAUGAAGAUUGCGGAUUACUUAGAUCCUGUCAGUAAUUCUUCAGAGAUGACUGAUGAAACUCUCAAUCUUGCAGUAAAGUUGACUUUGCUUCAAAUUGAGAGGAAGAAACUCAUUAACAGUAAAGUUGAAUCUAUUAUUGCUGGAAGUGAAUUUCAUCUUCUAGAUGAUCCUCUUGAAGUCCAUGAGGGUAACCUUUGUGAAUCUGUCCCUUCAAUUUUUGCAGAGGGUUUUUCUGAUGACACGAAAAUGCAAGCAAAGCUGUUUCUAUAUAAGAAACUAAUAUCUAAUAUUUGCAGCCUUCCGAUGGAGGAUAUUACAAAAGAUUUAUUGGACGGAAUUGAAAUGAGACUUAAAGGCAGUCAAAUUUCAUCUUGA